Trichechus manatus latirostris (Florida manatee) is the source of this 5684-nucleotide messenger RNA. It is a transcript of the gene NCBP1, whose product is annotated as nuclear cap binding protein subunit 1. Gene Ontology annotation, biological process: mRNA export from nucleus; regulation of mRNA processing; nuclear-transcribed mRNA catabolic process, nonsense-mediated decay. The coding region runs from base 2890 to 5067 and encodes 725 amino acids. The transcript is spliced from 21 exons. Gene Ontology annotation, molecular function: protein binding; RNA cap binding; mRNA binding. NCBI's taxonomy places the organism in Eukaryota, Metazoa, Chordata, Mammalia, Sirenia, Trichechidae. The record is from RefSeq and is a predicted model, not a curated record. Gene Ontology annotation, cellular component: nuclear cap binding complex; nucleus.
CUAGCGGGAUGGUAAAGCUGACCAAUCCCCUUGGUGGAUCUCAAUUACCUUAUUUGCACAGUCCCACCCAGUCACAUGGGUGGGAGUUACAAGGCCAUGGCUAAAAAGGCCACACAAGUGAUCCAUCAUACCGCAUCCAUUAUCAUAAAUUUACGGCCCCCUAAAUUUCCUAUAUAAUCUUUCAAGUUGUUGUUGUCAGUAUAAUCCCAUAUAGACUUAAAAGAGCACAAUGUUCAAGGCAGACAUUCUUUACUAGUUAAGCUAAACUAUCGUUUGCUUUUAAGACGACUUCAGGGGAUAUUUUUGGUUUAAGGUUUAAAGAUUAUGUCAGGACAAUAGUUUUGGGAGUUCAUCCGGCAUAUAGUUAUAUUUUACUGUGAAGCAGUUCUUGCUUUGGAGCUACCAUAGAUAUGUUUUAAGGGUACAUCAAAGCAUUCAGCUAAUUUGCAAAAUUUUGUUCUUAAUUAAGUGCUUUACUCCACUUCCCCAUGCUCUGGCCGAGGUCCUCCUGAGUUCAAUAUCCUGUUACUGUCCAUGAGUUCAGAUUAUAUCUAUAGUUUACUUUCACCUUAUUCUCUCAAGUGUCAGAUGAGAGUGGAGCACCUCCUACCUCUGCCUCCUGCCGUUCUCCAAAUUUUGUCCCUUGAUAAGCCAAAAUGGCAAAAAGUGGGAAAAGAGGGGUUGCAGUUGAAAAAUAUAACUGUGUACAUGUAUUUCGUAUUUUUUCCUCAGAAACCCUACCUUUUUCUCCCUGCAGCAUUGUUUUCCCCUUUUUAAGCUUAUUAGAGGACCCAAGAGGGUUGUUUUAAUGACUGGAGUAUGAUUCCAAACUGACUUGGGAACAAGCCAGCUGGAUAGUUAAUUUAGUCAGGCUGUGAAGGUGGGAUAAAGAGUUGGCAAAGUAGAUAAGGACCAGAAAGAAGAGAACAGUGUGUUUGAGGUUUUGUCUUUUUUUUUUUGUUUUUCUCCUUAGGCUGCUCUCAUUUAACCAGUUUUUCAGCAGCUGCCUUCUCCUAACCGCACUGGAAUCUGCUUCUAAAGAGCACUGGGGACAGCCUCACAAAAGGAGAAAGACCUCUGAUGCAAAUGAAACUGAAGAUCAUUUGGAAUCUUUAAUAUGCAAAGUAGGAGAAAAGAGUGCCUGCUCUUUGGAGAGCAACCUAGAAGGCCUGGCCGGUGUUUUGGAAGCUGAUCUUCCUAACUACAAGAGCAAGAUCUUAAGGCUUCUUUGUACAGUGUAUGUAUGCAAAAGAUAUAUGAAUCCAGGUGAAAAUGUAGUAUCUAUUCUUCAGUGGUUUGGAAAUGUUUCCUUCUGUGGGGAAAUUUGUGCAAAUGAAAGGACCUCUGGUCCUUUGGUGAACUCUUUUUCUUAGGGAUAAAUAAAAUUAAAAUUGAACAUUUUCCUUGUUUUGUUUCUUGGAAUCUUAGAAGACUUUCUUAAAACAUGUACAUUUAAAUAAGAGUUGAACUUGUGUUUUUUAACCAAUAGUACCAGACAAAUUUGAGAACUGGUCAGUUGAGUAAUAGCCCACCUCUGAAGACCCAAGAUGCUUUGCUUUUGAGACUAUUAAUGAGCAAAAUCUUUUUCUGAGUUAGGUUAGCUAGAACGGGUAUCAGCAUUUAAUUUGUGAGGAAAUAAAAGUAGGAAAAAUCUCACAUUUUUAUAAAAUCGUGAAACAAACUCUCCCAGUGGUGAAGAUAGCAGUCCAGACCUUGUCAUCUCUCAGACAGACAUUGAUCUGCUUGAUGCCUUUUGUUUUAAAAGCAUAAAUGCUUUUAUGAAUGGAAGUAGCAUUUAUGUUCAAACUGUGAUGGAAACCAUGACUUUUUUUUUAAGGUUUAACUAGUAUUCUUUUUUUUUUUUUUUUUUUUUAAGAACAUUGGUAGUGUUCUUUUUUAAUUUUUGGUUUUGGGAGGGUUUGAGGGGGCCUGAUUACUAUCAAUUCAAGUAUUUUUUUGAAGCCCUAAAUUGUCCCUGACACUCUGCUAGAUACCUGGAAGAACAAACUAAAUAUAAGAGGAUCCCUUCCCACUGAGUUAUGGAUUUUUAUUUGCUUUUCUUUUUGAGCUAAUUUCUAAAGGCUGCCUAAAGGAAGCAAUAUUUGCCUUUUCCAAAAAUUAAGGUUUAUUAUUGUAAUCCUCUUCCCUACUUUUCAAAUAACUAAUGAAAAUUAACAUGCUUGGAGCAAGCAAACUGAGCUAUAAGUAAAUCUUACUAUUUCAGAGUACCAUGUUAAGAAUUCAGCAAUUUAACUGGUAGGAACUUAGUUGAAACUGGUUUUAAUUCUUCCUUUUCAAAGCAACUAGAAUUUCUCAAAGUAGAAUUCUGGUCCCAUGAUAUUUGGUUAACUAAGUUUAGACACACUGAAUGCUAUAUACCCUUUAAUGAUUCUGCAUUAAAGAAACUUGUUACAACCAGCUUUCCCCAGAUAUUUUACCAUGGAAACUAUUUUCUGUGGAAGUGCUAUUCAGUUCCACUAAAUACAACUGGUAUUUAGAAAACUGGUCUAGCAUUAUAUUUUUUUCAGUUUGAUAACUUCACAAUUAGAGUGUUUUGCUUUCUUAACUCUUGCAUCAACUAAACAGAAUUUAAAGGAAAAAUUGUGGAUGGCAUGUCUUCAGCUCUUCUCAGUGGCAUUUAUGCCUUUUCUGAACUAGUUUUCAAAACAUAUUUAAGAGUAAUCCUGUUCCAAAGUUCAUGAAAUGAUAAAAGGUUUAUGUAAUUUAAAAUUCAGCAACUUAAUGUAGUGCCAUUAUUUUGGGGGUUUUCUCGUACUGGGUUCUCAAAUCAGUGCACGUCUGUUACCUGAGAAGUUGACGAUUUAUACAACAUUGGUUGGACUGCUGAAUGCCAGGAAUUACAACUUUGGUGGAGAAUUUGUAGAAGCCAUGAUUCGUCAACUUAAAGAAUCAUUGAAAGCAAACAACUAUAAUGAAGCUGUAUAUUUGGUUCGCUUUUUAUCUGAUCUUGUGAACUGUCAUGUAAUAGCUGCCCCGUCAAUGGUUGCUAUGUUUGAAAAUUUUGUAAGUGUAACUCAGGAAGAAGAUGUACCUCAGGUACGGCAAGAUUGGUAUGUGUAUGCUUUUCUGUCGUCUUUGCCCUGGGUUGGAAAGGAAUUAUAUGAAAAGAAAGAUGCAGAGAUGGACCGCAUCUUUGCCAACACUGAAAGCUAUCUGAAAAGACGCCAAAAGACUCAUAUACCUAUGUUACAAGUAUGGACUGCUGAUAAACCACAUCCCCAAGAAGAGUAUUUAGAUUGCCUGUGGGCCCAGAUUCAGAAAUUGAAAAAGGAUCGCUGGCAGGAACGGCACAUCCUAAGACCUUAUCUUGCCUUUGACAGCAUCCUGUGUGAAGCACUGCAGCACAAUCUGCCUCCUUUUACUCCACCUCCUCACACAGAAGAUUCGGUGUACCCAAUGCCAAGGGUCAUCUUUAGAAUGUUUGAUUACACAGAUGACCCUGAGGGUCCUGUUAUGCCAGGGAGUCAUUCAGUGGAAAGAUUUGUAAUAGAAGAGAAUCUUCACUGCAUCAUUAAGUCUCACUGGAAGGAAAGGAAGACUUGUGCUGCACAGCUAGUGAGCUAUCCGGGGAAGAACAAGAUCCCCUUGAACUACCACAUAGUUGAGGUGAUCUUUGCAGAGCUGUUUCAGCUUCCAGCACCCCCUCACAUUGAUGUGAUGUACACAACACUUCUCAUUGAACUGUGCAAACUUCAGCCUGGCUCUCUGCCCCAAGUUCUUGCACAGGCGACUGAAAUGUUAUACAUGCGUUUGGACACGAUGAAUACUACUUGUGUAGACAGGUUUAUUAAUUGGUUUUCCCAUCAUCUAAGUAACUUCCAGUUCCGUUGGAGCUGGGAAGAUUGGUCAGAUUGUCUUACUCAAGAUCCUGAAAGUCCCAAACCAAAAUUUGUAAGAGAAGUACUGGAAAAAUGUAUGAGGUUGUCUUACCAUCAGCGUAUAAUAGAUAUCGUUCCUCCUACCUUCUCAGCUCUAUGUCCUGCAAACCCAACCUGCAUUUACAAGUAUGGAGAUGAAAGUAGCAAUUCUCUUCCUGGACAUUCUGUUGCCCUCUGUUUGUCUGUUGCCUUUAAAAGUAAGGCAACCAAUGAUGAAAUCUUCAGCAUUCUGAAGGAUGUACCAAAUCCCAACCAAGAUGAUGAUGACGAUGAAGGAUUCAGUUUUAACCCAUUGAAAAUAGAAGUCUUUGUACAGACUCUGCUACACUUGGCAGCCAAAUCAUUCAGCCACUCUUUCAGUGCUCUUGCAAAGUUUCAUGAAGUCUUCAAAACCCUAGCUGAAAGUGAUGAAGGGAAGUUACAUGUCCUAAGAGUUAUGUUUGAGGUCUGGCGGAACCAUCCACAGAUGAUUGCUGUACUGGUGGAUAAGAUGAUUCGUACGCAGAUUGUUGACUGUGCUGCGGUAGCAAAUUGGAUCUUCUCUUCAGAACUGUCUCGUGACUUUACUAGAUUGUUUGUUUGGGAAAUCUUGCACUCCACGAUUCGUAAGAUGAGCAAACAUGUUCUGAAGAUCCAGAAAGAGCUAGAAGAAGCUAAAGAAAAACUUGCAAGGCAACACAAACGGCGAAGUGAUGAUGAUGACAGAAGCAGUGACAGAAAAGAUGGGGCUCUUGAGGAGCAAAUAGAAAGACUACAGGAAAAAGUGGAGUCAGCUCAGAGUGAACAAAAGAACCUCUUCCUUGUCAUAUUUCAGCGUUUUAUCAUGAUCUUGACCGAACACUUAGUACGAUGUGAGACUGAUGGGACCAAUGUAUUAACACCAUGGUAUAAGAACUGUAUAGAGAGACUCCAGCAGAUCUUCUUACAGGUUUGUGGGAAACUUUGGUUAGAUAAUAAACACUGGUCUUCUCAGCCACAAAGACUUUCCAUUAAAAACAUCAUUGUCAAAUUUGUCAGGACCUUAUGUAGUACCCAUAGCCCGUUUCAGUUCAUGCCCAUUUCCCCUCCCUACUGUUGCUCAUCAGAAUGUUUAAACUUAAAUUCGUACUAUGCCACUGAGAUUCCUAAUUGCCAUUUUUUUACACUGGAGAACCUAUCUGUAAUAUAAAAUGUAAAGAAAAAAAUGUUAAGGGCAUAGUAAUUGAAUUUAUAAAGAUCCUUAAAAUCUAAUGUUCAGAUGGUAAACAUUGCCUACAGAAGCAUGGUAAGUUCCCUGAGUUCUUUAUACAAAAACAAAAUGUAAGCCCUACCCCCUGCUAGAUUUAAGUUAAAGAUAUUUAUGAGAGUGGGACUAAUUCUUUAUUUUCUUCAGACACUAAACCUAAAAAUCUUCAUUUGUUCCAGAAAAAUGAUUAAAACAGAAUCAUUAAAGAGAAAAGUUAGAUUGAUUCUUUAAGCCUCUAAAUAGGAAUUCUGUCUAGAUUAUUUAGUUAUUGCCAGUCUAUAUAGGAGCAUACAGAAGAGAUUAUUUAAUUUUUGACACUUUUUUUCCCAUUUAGGUUCAACAAGGUGUCACAGAUUUUUAGUAAGACAGAUGAGCUGUUGAUUUAAAAAACAAAACAAGGUUUGGGUUUCUUGUUUUGUGGAAUACUUAAUAGAGAAUUCCAGUUCCUUUUUUUCUUUUGCAAAGAGAUAUCUUAAGGUUCUAAGAAAAAAAGGGGAAGGGACUGGUUCAAAAACACUUUCUUACGUUUCCCACACCAUGGCUUUAACCUUAACCAUAGC